Oryzias melastigma (Indian medaka) is the source of this 1480-nucleotide messenger RNA. It is a transcript of the gene odr4, whose product is annotated as odr-4 GPCR localization factor homolog. NCBI's taxonomy places the organism in Eukaryota, Metazoa, Chordata, Actinopteri, Beloniformes, Adrianichthyidae. The coding region runs from base 148 to 1443 and encodes 431 amino acids. Gene Ontology annotation, biological process: intracellular protein localization. The record is from RefSeq and is a predicted model, not a curated record. The transcript has 14 exons. Gene Ontology annotation, cellular component: endomembrane system.
GCGACGGAAGUGAGGAGAAAUGCAAAGGAUUGUGGUAAAAUGUGUUUUGUUUAUCUGCUGACGAGACAGAGCCACUCAUCAAGACUGUGAGCCAUUCACCAGUGUUUUUGCGCUUAUUUGGUCUCUGUCUAGCCUGUUUCAGGCACCAUGGGUCGUGUUUACAUAGUAGAUGAGGAUGUAGAAGAAUACCUUUCCAAACUAUGCUCACAACAAGCUGGUCCAGUUACAGGUCUGCUCAUUGGACAGAGUUCAGGACAAAGAGAUUUUGUCGUCAUAGCAGCUCCAACACCCAAAGAUGAAGAGUCUGCAGGAAAGACUGUAGACAAAGAGUGGGUCUCUGAGCACGCUCGACAGGUGUCCAGGAUGCUGCUCGGAGGCCUUACGGUGUUGGGAGUUUUCAUGAUCACGGAUGCUGAUGCCAAAGACACAAUAACUACACUUCGACAGUUGGUGUUUGCAGUAGAGAACCUGAUCUCAUCAGAGCAGAAGUGGAGCCCUGCAGAAGAUGAUGUCACAGACUGCGUUACACUUCAUGUCAACCCCAAAACCCGGAAAACUGUCUGCAGGACUUUUGACAUCAAAGACCCCAAGAGUGCAGCAAAGCCUGCAGAUUUGAAGUACCAGUCAGGAGUGGGCUCCUGCUGGACCACAGUGUCUUGUUGGCUGAAUGUUGACCUGUUGAUCCCACUACCAGACAGCAGAGCAUCCAAGGAAAACUCACAAAAAGGUCUUCAGGAAGGACUGAAGGUGUGGACACGACAGAUAGAGAAUGCUGUUUGUUUAAUCGAUGGCAAAAAGCUUCCAGAAGAUUCAGAACUGACAUCUGGACAGAAGAGGAAUGUGAGGCAGACGUACACAGCUCAGCUGCUCACCACAGGGGAGGAGCAGAGGUCAGCGGAUGUGGUGCAGCCGUGUGGGGGGAGUGUGACCGUCAGAGGAGCCGUCCACUGCAGAGCUUUCCUCCACACUCACAAACCAAAAGUCAAACUCGCAGAGAAGCUGCUGAAGAGGGAUGCCAUUUCUACGGUGGCCACACGGGUUCAGAUGCUGCUGGAUGAGCCGCUGGCGUCAGAGGAGCAGAUCAAGGACGCCAGGGGGAACAAACAACAGACAGAGGAAUUCUGUCUUCCUCGUCGGAUCUUUUGCCCGUUGAAAUCUUCGGGCUCGCUGUAUGUGUGCGACUACCAGUUCAGUGACGAGGGACUGUCGGAAAUAGUUGACCGACUGAAGGAGAUGUUGGGCGUGGACACAGCGGAGGAAGACUUGGAUACCACACAGGAAAUGACAGCAGAGAUCACACAGGGUAGCGCUCCGACAGAGCCUCCUGUGGAGAAUAAUGAAGAGCUGAAGCCAAAGAGUAACAACUACAUGGGCGCUUUCAUGGCUGCAGCUGCUGCCCUCCUCGCCACAGCUGCCUCUAUGAUGUAUUACAGUGACAUGUGACCUGCAGCUGCCAAUAAAAUCAGUUGUUUGUCCCAAA